GGGAGGGUCGAGGGAGCAGCUUAUUUCCUGCAGUGUGAUGGGUAAACACUAUGAAGGAUUACAGUGUAUAUAGUGGACCGCCAUUCGCUGAGAUUAGGGAGCACUAUUUUUAAGCAAAUAGUGCUUAAAAUGUCCUUUUUAAAAAAACUUAAAUACCUAAUAUUCCUCAAUAUGUAUUAAUACGCACAGACGAAACAGCUUAGCACUACCGCAGCAGCUAAGGUCUACCUUUUCUCUGUUCAUCAGGGUUCAGCCAAUCAGAGCCAAGGAAAGUGAAUGCAGCUCCAGGAUUGGCUGUGUUGGAAAUCCCAGCCGAUAGUGAAUCAGGCAGCCUAGGCCUAGAUAUUGGGUGUCUCAGCAUUCUAAGCAGUAUUUCAUUUAAAAUAUUCGACAAAAAAAAAAAAAAAAAAAAAAAUCAAUGACUUAGAUUAAAAAAAAAAUCUAUUUUACAGAUAAAGUAGAUUUUUUUAAAUAAUUUGGACUUACGUACCACAGGAAAGUCCUUGCAGCAAGUAGCGGUCCACUUUACAGAAGUAGGAUUAAAGUAUUCAGUGUUUGUUACUAUAGCAGCACAAUCUGGCCUAUUACAGUGCGAGUGUCCUUUCCUUUAUUCGGUGUAGUCUGCUAGCAACAGGAAGAGCUUCCGUUGACAUCCGUCCGGAACGAAAAUAUUUCAGAGACUUGACUACAGUGAUGGGACAAGAACGCGAUUCAAAGAAAGGAGGGAUGACAGUGAGGGAAGUGAUCAGACAGAGGUAGAGAGCAGCGGCGGAACUGGGCUCCACUGGCAGAGACGAAGCGACGGUAGCGACGAGGACCGAGCCCGGGAGGAGAGCGCGGAGGACAGCCAGCCCGGCCGGCCGGACAGCCGCCCUCCAUCUUCCGUUCCAGCGACCUCCGUCGGAGCUCCUUCCGCAGCUCCGCAUCGCCGCUCCAAGCAGAGCAUCUCGGAGGCACAGAGCGGGCAGUCCUUCCUGGGAGAUAGAGAUUUCUCUGCUGAUUGUGACCCAGUUGGUUCCAGAGGAUGGACGUUUUGUUGGGUUUGCUUUUCCUCAGUUCUGCUGCUCUAAAGGCAGCUGUAGGAAACGUGUGUGUGUCGGGUCACGACAGAGGACCAGUGUUUGAAGAGCAACCAAGCAGCUUAAUUUACCCAGAGGGCUUGACUGAAGGCAAAAUAACUCUGAGCUGCCAGGCUAGAGCCAGUCCACCUGCAACCUACUCGUGGAAACUGAAUGGCACAGUCCUGGAGCUGGGGUUGAGCCGGCACACUUUGGUGGCUGGCAGCCUGGUGAUCAGCAGCCCUGACAGUUCCCAAGAUACCGGAUCCUACCAGUGUCUGGCUAAGAACCCGUGUGGGACUAUCAUCAGCCGAGCUGCCAAUCUGAAGUUUGGCUACCUUCAUGACUUCCCUCCUGACAGCAGGACUUCACAGACUGUGUUUGAAGGCGCCGGCACUUUCCUUGCCUGUCAUCCGCCCCCACAUUACCCAGCUCUGUCUUAUCGCUGGUACUUCAACGAGUUUCCCAACUUCAUCAGGAAGGACGACGGACGCUGGUUUGUGUCUCAGGUCACUGGGAACCUGUACUUGGCCAAAGCAGAGUUAAAUGACACGGGGAACUACUUCUGCUUUACCACCAUCAAUCUGGACAUCAGCACCAAAAGCACUUUUAGCAAGGGCAGCCUGCUCACCGUAAUGCCAGAUGCCAAUCCCAGGAGGUCAGCACCAAGCAUCAGACUGCGCUUCCCAGCGGAGACGUACGCCCUGGCUGGACACACCGCCCAACUGGAAUGCUUUGCGAACGGAAAUCCAGUCCCAAAGCUUCGGUGGAGGAAGGUUGACGGUUUAAUGCCGUCCAAAGCAGGCUCCUCUACACAGAGUCACACCCUCACCCUACCUCAACUCUCUUUUGACGACGAGGGAAUUUAUGAGUGUGAAGCCUACAACUCAGAAGGACGUGACACAUUCCAGGGACGCAUCAUUGUGCAAGCUCAGCCGGAGUGGUUGCAGGUGAUGAGCGACUCAGAGGUGGAGAUCAGCUCAGAACUUCACUGGAGCUGCUUAGCUGCUGGAAAACCUCGACCCGCUGUCCGCUGGAUACGCAACGGACUGUUUCUCACCACACAGGAUCGGGUGACGGUGAACGGAGUGCAUCUGAAAAUCAACAACCUGGCCCUGGAGGAUUCAGGGAUGUACCAGUGUGUGGCUGAGAACAAACACGGCACUAUUUAUUCAUCUGCUGAGCUGAGAGUCCAAGUCCAGGCUCCGGAUUUCAGGCUGAAUCCGGUGAGGAAGCUGAUCCCGGCAGCCAGAGGCGGCCAGGUGGUGAUCGAGUGUCGCCCUCGUGCGGCACCAAAGCCCAUCCUGUUCUGGAGCCGUGGGACGGAGCUUCUGACCAACAGUAGCAGAAUCACAGUAACUCCAGAUGGCACGCUGUGGAUCUACAACAUCAGCCGGGCAGAUGAAGGAAAAUACACCUGCUUUGCUGAGAACUACCUGGGCAAAGCCAACAGCACCGGACACCUGUCUGUUAGAGAUGCCACCAAAAUCACACUGGCUCCCUCCAACGCUGACAUCAACCAGGGGGAGAAUGUGACGCUGCAGUGCCACGCCUCCCAUGACCCCACCAUGGACUUGACCUUCACCUGGGCCCUCAAUGGGGUUCCGCUGGACCUGGAGAACUCGGCUGGGCCGUACCAGCGGGUGGAGGCGAAGGAAAACAUCGGCGACCUGCUGAUAGUGAACACUCAGCUGAGUCAUGCCGGAAUAUUUACCUGCACAGCUCAGACUGUGGUGGACAGCGCUUCUUCUUCUGCUAAACUGGUUGUGCGAGGACCCCCAGGACCACCCGGUGGUCUGCUGGUGAAGAACGUGGCCGAGACGUCGGUGGAACUCAAGUGGAGCCGUGGCUAUGACAACCACAGUCCCAUCGGCAAAUACGUGAUAAUGGGUCGAUCGUCUCUCUCGUCAGAGUGGAGGAAGAUGAUGACAGAACCAGCAAACAUCGAGGGGAAUGCAGAGUCGGCGCGGGUGACCGGAUUGAUUCCCUGGAUGGAUUAUGAAUUCCAGGUCAUUGCCAGCAACAUUCUGGGCAGCGGGGAGCCCAGCAUGCCGUCCCACGUCAUCCGCACAAAGCAAGCAGCACCUACGGUGGCCCCAAGUGGACUCGGUGGAGGGGGAGGAAACCGCAAUGAACUGAUUAUUACCUGGACGCCCAUGGCCAGGGAGUACCAGAACGGGGACGGCUUUGGCUACAUUCUGGCCUUCAGGAAGAAAGACACGCCACCGUGGUCGGAGGUGCAAAUCCCGCACGUCGACUCCUCUCGCUACGUCUACUACAAUGAAAGCCUGACGCCUUACACUCCUUUUGAAGUAAAGAUCAAAGCGUAUAACCGCAGAGGUGAAGGUCCGUUCAGCCAGCUCUCAGACGUCUACUCUGCAGAGGAAGAGCCAACUGUGAGACCUUCAGGCAUCAACGCCACAGCACUGUCAGCCUUUGAGAUCCAGGUGUCCUGGGAUCCCAUCCAGCCGCUUAGCAACGGCAUCCUAAGAGGAUAUGAGAUCCGAUACUGGCGGCAGCACGAGAGAGAGGCGGCCGCCGACCGGGUGAGGACGGCCGGGCUGCAGCCGACCGCCCGGGUGUCCGGCCUUCGACCGAGCACGCGGUACAACGUGGCCGUUCUGGCGUACAACAGCGCCGGCACGGGGCCUCCGUCGCCUCGCACCGCCGUCACCACCAGGAAACCACCUCCCAAUCGUCCCCCAGGCAACGUGUCGACCGAAACCAAAGGCUCUGAAGUAACGCUGAAGUGGAGUCAUGUGACAGCGAUGCACAACGAGUCAGCCGUGUUGGGCUACAAGAUUCUGUACAGACAUGAAGACCAGACUGUAAUGAAGUUCCUGGACAAGUCGAAGACGUCAGUGACUCUGCCGCUAACUAAAGACUACGGCUACGCGCUGCUGGAGAUCCGGACGUGGGGCGAGGGCGGAGACGGGCCGUCUCAUGAGGUCAUCGUGUCCCAGGACCCUGGAACCGGAAUGAUGGUGCAGAAGGACGCCUCCUCCGCCCUGACCAGCUCCCUCCUCCACAUGGCCACUGGCCCGGUUCUCUUGGCCCUCAGCCUCCUGUGAUCUGUCUGUUACUGUUAGAGAAGCGAAGGCUCCAGGUUGACUUUAGAUUUCAUUCCUAAUAAUAAGUUUUAACAUCUCAGUGCAGUGGAGGGAACCAGAACUUACCACCCUGGGUUCUUUAUGAACAUAAACUCUUAUGGUACAAACAGAACCGAGUGAGUGGAUGGUUGGCAUUGUUAACUUCUAGAUGUGUGAUCUGAAAUUCUCUCUAGGAGCAGCUAUCUACAUCGUUUAAUUUGGCAAAAACCUUUCAUCUGCUGCAGUUGUUUUCUGCAUGUCAGGUCUCACUGUCCUCCCCGUUACCCUGGACGUGCAUGGAGCAGCGUAACCCCCCGGAAUGAAGGCUGCAUGUUGUUCCCUCCAUCCCCUCGUCUCCACGGCAACGCCGCUGCAACUCCGUCUUUAGAGAGGAGGGUCUUAAUUGUUUCUGCAAAACCAGGGACUAAGCACAAGCUUUAAACUGGUUAAAGUCGAGUUGAAGCUUUUAACUCUAAAAUAUUUUUAUUCAUUUUUAUUUUUUUUACUUUUUGCCCUAAUAAGCAUGGCAUUCUGGGGUUGAUAUGGUUUCACUCUGCGUUCACAGAUAUUUUAGGGAGGAUGAUUAGACAGCUCUAAAAAUAUCGUGGCCAUUCUGAAACCAAGAAAAUCCAAAUUUUGUACUCUGACGAAAAAGAAAAGAGUUUUGUGGAACAAACCACUGUAGCCGCCAGGUUAGUGCCUCAGCACUGCAGAAGAAAAUGAUUUGUUUCUGUUGCGCUCAUAUUUCAGAUUAGUUCACAGUAGCAAGUGUUAAAUACAGAACAGAGGCUUUUGACUUUUAGUUCAAAAUAAAAAAAGUUGACGCCUUCCCAGCAACAACUUAAGUUCCCUCUAUGGUAGAUUAGAAAAAGAAAUGUCCUUUCUGCCAUUUGCUCUGACCGCAACAAUCGGACGGACCUUUAAGCUGACCGGCUUUGUGUGUGUUUUUGUCUCUGUUGUGGCCGCAGCAGGCAGCAGAACACGUCUGCUCUUUUUAUCGCUGAUAGAAUUGUGCCUGCAGUGUAAAAAAACCGUUCAUGUUUGAUGUGUUUAUUGCCGAUCGUUUUCUGCCGAUAAGGCUAAUCAGAGGGAGAGAUGACAGAGUUGUCAGGACUACUGAGCUGUGGUCAGGCCGCCGGCGCUGACUCAACACAUCUGAUGCUCUGCAGUACCCAGAACCCACCGGGCCUCCAGAACUCUCACUGCCUUCUGUUGUUUCUGAAGGUUCUUGCUGUUUUUUUUGUUUUUUCUUUGUUGCCUUAUUUAUUUCAAUAUGUUGGUUUUUAUUUAUAUAUUUCUUGUUUUGCCGAGAACUCUUUUUUUGUUGUUGUUGUUGUCAAAGUGUUUGCACUAUCUUUUAUUGUUAUGCAGGAUUUAGUUCAGGGGUGUCCAAAGUGUGGCUGGGGGGCCAUUUGUGCUCCUUCCACUCAAAUUGUUUUUUAAAUUGACUGUUCUUCUUAGGUAACAGUCCAAAGUCCUUUUUGUGUUUUACAUCUCCUAUUGCAUUCAUAUUUCAUAAAAGUUUGUUUAUUGUUGAAAAGGUGAAAGAAUAGACAGAAAAUCCCAAUAAACUGUUUUUCCUUCUUUUUUUUUAAUUUCAUGAAUUUUGUGACUCAUCUGUAGUUUAAAUUGGCCGGUUUGGACACCACUUGAUUUACUUGAAUGAAAUUUCCCAGAGUUGCUGUUCUGUAACUUCUGAUCUGACUGGAAAAUGUAUAUCCUAUUCAAACCUAUUUAUCAAAACAUCAGUGUAUAGAGCAGAUAUGAAACUGUCUGGUUUUAAUUUAAAGCUGCAAUUAAGCUCAUAACAAUUAUGAUCUAAGACGUUUGGCUGAUUUUAUUGUAUGAAUAAAUGGCAGCUAUUACUGAUAGUCUUCUGUGACCAUUAGCCUCUGAUCUGAGUCCAUAAACUGGCAGGAAGUUAUGCAACAGCCUGUUUCUGCAGCCUGUUUGUGCCACUCAGCUCUCAUCUGAAGCGGCCAGCAAAGCUUGGAUCCGCUUUCUCUUCAAGUGAAGACUGAAGCUCUUACAUAAAAAUUAGACUGGCGCAAAUGUUUCCAUCAAACUCCAGACUCACAAAAUCACCACACAGGUGAUUUUGUGAAUCUGACCUGUAGUCAACCUGCAGUCUUUGUAUAAUGACAGAAUUCUGAAGGGAGACUGCAGAAUUAAUAUUUACAUCAAAUACAAAGAAUAGGUAGAAAUGUCACCUUUUAGUCAGUUUAGAGGGCAAACCUUUAGUUUAUUGUUGAGUUGUGCCUACAUCCAUGAACGUCUUUGUAUUUAAAUGGCUUUGACGACCAGACUUGUUUACUCUGCUGGUGGUUGGAUAAUAGACUACUUGAUUGUACACAUGCAAAUGCUUUACUAGAUCAUUCCAACAUAUUUUAUGUUGCAGUUUUAUGAUUUUGAGUCAGUUAGUUUGUGAUGUAUCAGGAAGUGUUUUCUAUAGUCGGCGGUGCUUAGGGGUGGUGUUGAUGGUGGCAGAUGAGUGCAGUGUAAUGUUGCUUUUGGUUAUCUCCAGCAGUCAGCGUGAAAGCUAAUAUUUCUAUAUUGGCUGGAAAAACAAUAGAAAACUGAUUUUCUUUUCUUGACACAUACAGUCUAUAUUCCUCUUACAUUUUCUAAAGACAGCAAGUUGCCAUUUUGCCUAACAGUUUUUAAUUUGGGUUCUACUCUGAGGCGACAUGAGCCACCAUUCAACCCCAGAACAGCUCAUGAAAUACAUAACCUGUUUCUACACGACUUUUAACGCCUGCUCUGUCUUCCACUCCCAAAUGUAAAGCAUCACACAGCAGUUGGCAGAACCACUGAAUGUAGUUAUGGUGUGUCGUCGUGCUUUAUACUCUGUCUGUACAGUGUUUUUUGUUUUUUUUAAUGCCUUCAGUGUUCAAUGCAGAGCCAUAAGGAUGUGUGACCAUAUAUGGGAGCGUUGACCAAACAGACCUGGUUGACCUGCUUCCAGGUGGUUCCAGUCAUGAGCGUCAAUCAGUUCUGGCUUAUUUUGCCUUUGGGUCUUUAUUAUUAUUAUUAAUAAUAAUAAUUUAUUUUAUUGUAACUGAAGGGAAGGGGCAAGAAGAUUGCUACAUGUAAAGCUGUUUUUAAAUAAACACA
Messenger RNA from Gambusia affinis (western mosquitofish), 7261 nucleotides. RefSeq names its product contactin 2 (gene cntn2). Gene Ontology annotation, biological process: cell-cell adhesion; brain development. Bases 1025 to 4129 code for a protein of 1034 amino acids. Lineage: Eukaryota; Metazoa; Chordata; Actinopteri; Cyprinodontiformes; Poeciliidae. The transcript has 24 exons. The record is from RefSeq and is a predicted model, not a curated record. Gene Ontology annotation, molecular function: cell-cell adhesion mediator activity.